CGCUAUGCGCGGUGGAAUGCAAUGUGUACGUGCGCGACAGUGGUGAGAAUCGUGGUGUUUUGAAAGGACACGUUUACCCACGUGGAACACGAUGCCAGUUUUCGGCGUGACUUGGCAAACUCGUUCGCGAGACGAAAAAUAAGCGAAUGGCCGAGGAAGGGAGAGAAGAGUCUGUGGGAAACGAGAAACGAGAAACAAAAGAGGACACUUGAACCGACGUUGUAUAGCGGAGACAGAAAGAGAGAUAGCGAGAAAGAAAAGAAGGGAAACGGAAAACGAUAGAGCAAGAUAGAAAUAGCGGGGGGGAAGAUAAAAUAAAGACACGAAGAGAGGACUGACUUGACUGUUGUUCGAUCGCGAAAACACGUGGGGAGCGACGCGGGAGUUCCACCCGUAGCGAUGAACGUUCUAUGGUCCGCUAAAUGGGAGGACUCGUCGCGGGAGAAUCCCUCGUAUCGUAUCUUGACGAUCGAUCGUUCCUCGGGAACGCGGCGAAGGUGCACGAGAAACGCUGGAAAACGGCAUCCUGUCACACGAAUAUGCGCGAACGGUAAACGAUGCUGCGCAUACGAGCGUGUAGAGUUUCAUACGGUGGCGGUAGGUGCGUGCUUCGUUUCUCUCGCAACUCGGGGGCCCUGUCGGUGACCGGAAAACAAACGACCGAGGUCGGGGCCGAAGUCCUCCAUGCAAAAUGCGCACGCUGGACACGCGUAACAACCGAUGCAACAAACAAAUGCUCUAUACAGUAUGGAGCUUCGUCCGUGUUGUGUGUCUGACGCGACGCUUUUACCCUCUUGCGCUUGCCUUUGGCGCGUGACGUAAUCCAUUCAAGCGCUUACUACGCAAUACGGGACGCGGGCAGCAGCAGCCGGUUCUCUCUCUCUCUCUCUCUAUCUCUCUCACUCGCUCGCUCACUCACUCGCUCGCUCGCUCUCACCAAACUAUAUCUCUUUCUUUGUCUCUAACCUAACCGUACGCUUCGUCCUCCCUUCUUUCUCCAACCCCCCUUCCACCCUGUCGAAAGCAUCCCUUCUUUUUCUUAUCAUUCGAUAAUGGCGACGGUGAAGAAAACGGUCUCACAGCGUGCGUCGCAAUUAAUGUUUCUGACUGGUUUCUCCAUUCGUUUCGCUCUUUUCUAAAAACUCCAUAUAUGCGUUUUCUUGUCUUUUGUUCGUGGCACGUGUCUCUCGUUUUCGUUGUGUUUUUCUUCGUCUCUCGAGUUUAACCAACGAUCGUGUGUGUAUAUAUAUAUAUGUGUGUGUGUGUGUGUGUAUAUAUAUAUAUAUUGCAUCGUACGGAAAAUUCAGUUAUAAUUCAAGAAUUUCGGAACAUGGAAUUUCGCACUCGUGACCACCCUUUCUCUAUCCCCUCCCUUCCACCAUUCCCCUACUGUGCUACGAGUUUUCCUAACGCUGCAAGUGAAUUACGUGUUCUCGCACGAUCGAACGUGUUGAGUCGCGUUUGUUGUGUCGCGUGUAGCAUAUACGCGCGUUGUCGAACGCGUCGCGCGUGAAUACCGCGUAGUUUACGGUGUCGGGUUUAAAAAAGCAAUCCGAGGUGCGCCAGUGACGAUAACAUGGUCGCCUUGUACGGUAUCUGAUAUAUACUUGUCCUAUGAUUCGUGAAGUUUUGUUCUCAGUGUCGUGAAUUCACGCUUCCGUUCUACGAUUUGAAUUAAUAUCUGAUUUCGGACUAUCGGCAUGCCGAGUAAUGCGGGACAUACGGCAGUGGUGCUCCGGUAGUGAUUGUGUUAUCGACGUGUCAUCAUCAUCAUCAUCAUCGUCAACAUCGAGGACGAUCGACACGGAUCCACUUCGCGGCCAGGAAUGCGUUUCCACUGGCGGAGCUAUGAGGGGCGGCAAAUUCUUCAUCUUCAACAAGAAACUGCUCUGAGCGUGUCUCUUCUUCGUCGUUCGCCGUCUGCUUAAGAUCCGAGGAAGAGGAAGAAGAAGGAACAGAAGAAAAAGAAGAAGAAGAAGAAAAAUAAACCUCCUCCCUCUCCCUCCCCAAGAAAAAGAAACGUAUCAAAAAGGAUAGUGGCGUUCCCUCUUUCCUAAAUUCGUUUAAUUCUUCGUCCGAUUGAGAAGGAAACGAAGGUCUGAACUAAGAUCUUCGAUAAUCCUCCGGUUGAGUAAGAAGAUCAAGGCAGGAAGAGGAGAAUCCGCCGAGAUCGUGACCGCGGUUUUCUUUCUUUUCUCCGCAUAAGAAAAAAUCGAGGCGAAUUUAUAUUUCUCGCUCGACGAUUUUCCAUUCUUUCUUUCUUUCCCGAAAUAAUCGUAUUUACGGAGGAGAGUUCGAAUAUACAUAUAUCACCUUUCUCUCUCUCUCUCUCUCUCUGAUCAAUCGAAUCGAAUCGAAUCGAAUGAUCGAUCCUCCUCGGUUGGUCGCGAUCGAGGAGGCGUCGGGGCAGGGGAGGGAAGGGUGUUGGUCGAGGAGGACGUAACGCGCGGCGCGUGGCGAUCGAUCGAUCGAUCGAUCGGGCGAAGGUGGAGGGGGAGGACGAAGGGAGAGGCGACAGGAGGAGGCGGAGGCGGAAGAGAAGGAGGAGGAGGAGGAGGAGGAGGAGGAAGGGCGAUUCGGGGAAGGUUUGACGAUCUCGCCCCGUUCCUCGGCCGCCGUGUCGCUGCUGGCCGUGGCGAGUGGAGGAUGGGGGGGACGAGGAGGUGGUGGCGGCGGUGGUCGCCGGUGAUGUUGUUGCCGCUGCUGUUGUGCGCCGCCGUGUCGCUGGCCGCUUGCCAAUUCGACGCGACUUGGAACACGGCCGCUCUCGACGACGAUUACGACGAGAUCAGGAGAGGAUACGUGGCCGAUUACCGUGGGAUCGAGGAGUCGGUGCUCGGCAGUGGCAACCGCCGGGAAGAAAGGGGCGCUCGGGAUCUCGAUCCACGGGAUCCGUUCUACGAGAGAAUCGGCGCCUACAGGCGCAACAGGGCGAUAGAUUCCAGGUCGACGGAAGCGAACACGAGAUUGGCGGAGGAAGGUGGCCAACAAUCGAGGCUGGCGAAAUCGAGCGCGAAGUCGAGCGACUUGGGCCGCGACAAGGGGCGGAGAUACAAAAAUGUGACGAUCGGCGACGGGAUAUGCCAGAGCAUCGACAUACGGAACACCGCGUCCGCGUUCGGAAUUAUGAAGGACUGCAGGGUGAUAGAGGGCUUCCUGCAGAUCGUCCUCAUCGAGAACAACUCGGAGAGGGAUUUCCAACCGAUCAGUUUCCCGCUGCUCAGAGAGAUCACCGGAUACCUUCUACUGUACCGCGUCAACGGAUUGAAAACAUUGAGCAAUCUGUUCCCCAAUCUCGAGGUGAUCAGGGGAAAUAUUUUGCUCACCGAUUACGCGUUCAUGGUGUACGAGAUGCAGAAUCUUCAAGAGAUCGGGCUGAAGAAACUUACCGAGAUCUCGAGGGGCAGCGUGCGGAUCGAGAAAAAUCCCGCGCUCUGCUACACCACAACCCUUAACUGGGACCUCAUCGUCUCCGCGGGGGAGAACGUGAUCAAGGACAACGGAGAGGAGGCCUCUUGCCCCGGAUGUUCCCACUGUCCUGCCGGUUAUUGUUGGACUUCCCAGUAUUGUCAGAGGAUGGAAAAACCGAAGUGUCACGAGCAGUGUCUGGGCGAGUGUCACGGCCCGACCGAGAGCAAGUGUUACGUUUGCAAGCAUUAUCGCCACGAGGGGAAAUGCGUGGAGACGUGCCCCGCCCAUCUAUAUUCGUAUCUCUCGAGGCGGUGCGUCACGAAAGACGAAUGCGUGAGGAUGAAUCGUCUGAGGAGAGUGUACUACGUUCUGGAGGAUGGCCUGGCCUGGAGACCGUUCAAUGGGUCGUGCGUGACUCAUUGCCCCGACGGAUACGAGGACGCCCUCGACGAGAACAACAUGACCACGUGCCGCGCCUGCAUGAACAGUUGCCGGAAGGUGGGGCACGGCGCUCUGAUCCGUCACAUAUCCGACGCGCAAAGUUUCCGCGGCAUAACGGUGGUGAAGGGGGCGCUCGAGUUCCAGAUACGAAACGGGAAUCCGAACAUAAUGAACGAGUUGAGCGAGGCGUUCGGCCGGAUCGAGGAGAUAACCGAGUACGUGAAGAUCACCCACUCGUUCCCCAUCACCUCGUUGAGCUUCUUCAAGAGGUUGAGGGUGAUCAAGGGGGAGCAGUUGGACAUAAACAACGCGAGCCUGUCCGUGCUCGACAAUCCGAAUCUGUCGAGCCUGUUCCCGCCCGAGCAGAGGAUCAGGAUCGAGAACGGCCGACUGUUCUUCCAUUACAACCCUAAACUGUGCCUGUCCAAGAUCGUGGAAUUCGGCAGAAUGGUGAACAUAUCCAACUUCACCGAGCUCGAGGUGCAAUCCCAGUCGAACGGGGAGAAGGUGGCCUGCGACAUAGUGAACAUAAACAUAACGGUGAGGAAUCUGGGCCCGGAUUACGCGGAUCUGGUGUGGGACAGUUACAAGGCGCCCGAGGGGCAACAGUUGCUCAGCUAUCUGUUGAACUACAUCGAGACGGAGAGCGAGAACAUCACUUACGAGAUGAACGCGUGCGGAGGGAACAACACGUGGCAGAUACUCGACGUGGGGAUACCCAAGUGGACGUCCCCCGUUUCCAAGCACAUAGGCAAUUUGAAACCGUACACCAAGUACGCGGUUUACGUGAAGACGUUCAACUCGAGGACGACGAAUCUGUUCGUGAACCCGAACGAGGUAGGCCAGUCGAAGAUCAUCUUCUUCAGGACAAAGAGCACCAUACCCUCGCCCCCCGUCAACGUGUUCUCGUCCCCGUUGAGCGACACCGAGAUCAUGGUCAAGUGGGAAUCCCCCCUGUUCCCGAACGGGCCCAUAGGCUACUACAUGCUCUCCGUGACGAUGAUCAGGGAGGACGAGGGUUUGAUCUCGUCCAGGGAUUAUUGCAACGACACGUUGGACAACGAUCUCGACGGGGACGAGGGGGGGACGAUGCUCGACGUGACGGUCAAGACGCCCGUCGUCAGCAGGGGAGGAGGAGGAGGCGGCGGUGGAGGCGGAGGCGGAGGCGGUGGUGGCGCUUCCUCCUCCUCCUCGUGCUGCUCCAAGAAUCCAGGGCGGAGCGUGGUCACGUCGAAGAAAUUCGAGAUAUUCUGCCACGAGAACACGACCAUCAGCUACGUAUCCCCCGGGUGGAAGGAUUACUGCGUGUACAACAACUACAACGCGGUGGACAACCGGUUCUACGAGUUGGCCAACAACCUGUCCACCCCCAGGCCCGAGGACGAUAACUCGAUGGACGGAUCGGGCAACAACGUGGUCGUGGUGGACAAGGACGCGGUGACGUACAACGUGAGCGGGCCCAACAACUCGUUCGUGAUCAACGAUCUGCGCCAUUACUCCCGCUACAUAGUGACCGUAGCCGCGUGCGGGUCCAAGGUGGACGAGUCGAACAUGUGCUCGUCGAUCCAGUACACGCACGCGAGGACGAGGAAGCGGGGCCGCGCCGACGACGUGACCAACGUCAGGGUCAGGGUCACCAACAACACCAUAGUCGAGGUGUUCUGGGACCCGGUCAAGGACCCCAACGCCCUCACCGUCUCCUACACCAUCGAGUACACGAACCUGGACGUGAAGGACGCGAAGAAGAGCGCCGAGUGCAUCCCCCGCUCCUUGGCCCAGCCCCGAACGGACGGGGGGAGCAGCAGCUACCUGAUCAGGAAUCUCAGCCCCGGCAAGUACAGCCUUCGGAUGAGGUCGACCUCGUUGGCCGGGGACGGCCGUUUCUCCGACGUGGUGCACUUCUCCAUAGAUCUCGCCGACUCCGCCCCCGUCACCCUGGUCGCGUUGCUCGUGCUCUGCGUCCUCGCCAUGAUGUCCGUCGUGCUGUUCGUCGUGUGGCGGCACCAUCGCAAGAGGAAGAACCAGGAGAGGCUGAUCGCGAGCGUGAACCCCGAUUACAUAGAGACCAAGUACGUGAUCGACGAGUGGGAGGUGCCCAGGGAGAGCGUGGAGAUCUCGAACGAGCUCGGCCUCGGCAAUUUCGGGAUGGUGUACAGGGGUGUCUACGACAAGACCAUACCGGUCGCCAUCAAGACGAUCUCGAAGACGGCCAGCCAGAGGGAGAAGAACGAGUUUCUGAACGAGGCCUCGGUGAUGAAGAACUUCUCCACCUUCCACAUAAUCAAGCUGAUCGGGGUGGUCUCGAUCGAGAAUCCGCCGUUCGUGAUCAUGGAGUUGAUGGAGAACGGGGAUCUGAAGACUUACCUCAGACGGAUCCGCGACACCCGCCUCGUGCCGGACACGUGCAGGAUCAUGAGGAUGGCCGCCGAGAUAGCCGACGGGAUGGCCUACUUGGAGUCGAAGAAGUACGUUCAUCGGGACCUGGCCGCGAGGAAUUGCAUGGUUUCCAAGGAUCUGGUGUGCAAGAUCGGGGACUUCGGCAUGGCGAGGGACGUUUACGAGACGGAUUACUACAAGAUAGGGAGGAAGGGGUUGCUGCCGAUCAGGUGGAUGGCGCCCGAGAAUCUGUCGGACGGCGUGUUCACGUCCGACUCGGACGUGUGGUCGUUCGGCGUCGUCCUCUACGAGAUCCUCACCCUCGCCGAGAUCCCGUACCAGGGUUUCUCGAACGAGGAGGUGCUCAGCCACGUGCUGCACAAGGGGACGUUGAACGUGCCCCGCGAUUGCCCCGAGAACAUUCAGAAGAUCAUGGAGAAGUGCUUCAAGUGGCGGCCCAGCGAUCGGCCGACCUUCAUGGAGAUCGUGUCCGAGCUCGAGCCGUUCCUCGGCCAGGAUUUCUACGAGAAGUCGUUCUACCACUCGAUGGAGGGCGUGGAGAGCCGCAACUCGGGCCUCAAGAAGCCCUACCACCACGCGGCCCCUAUCCGAUUCCACUGGGGCAACGAGACGGCCAGGUGGGUGAAGGAGUUCGAGGACAACGUGACGCUGUUGGAUCAGACCAAGGCCGGGACCAGCAGGGCGCGCAUCUUCAAAAACGGUUUCCAGCACUUUGGUAACGUAACCGCCAACAUGGAGGACGUGCCUCUCGAUCGAUGAGCUCGUAAAAAGCGAGUCGGCUUAUAUAUAUAUAUAUGUGUGUAUGUGUAUGUAUAUAUAAAACGACUUUCGCGCGUAUGUUCCUUCGGCGGACCGAGAAGCGUCCCGCCCCCGCACCCCCCUCCCCCUCUCGCCCGAUAAGUCGGAAAACUCGUUCGGACACGAUGUACAAAAGGAUACUCAGGGCGGGGUGAAUCGAGUACGAAACGAGAGGGCCCGGCGAGUUUCGAUGGACAGGGGAGAAGUGACAGGCAAGGAUGUUUUCUCUUUACUUUUUUUUAUUACUAUUAUUAUUAUUAUUUUCGUUCUCCUCUUUCCUCUGUCCCUGUUUUUCUUCUUGCCAACGCGAAGACGGAAACAACGGAUACUCGAUCGUCCGUCAUCGUUUUGUGAUCGGGAUCUCGAUGACGACGAUGAUGGUUGAAACGAGGAAGAUUUGGCGUCGAAUUUUUUUUUUUUUCUCUCUUUCCUCUCUCGUAGAAAAGCGUAAUCAAAACGACAAUGUUCUUUAGUUGCGAGUCUGAGAAAGUAUGUUCGUUCCUUCGAAGAAGAAAAGAAAAAGAUACUGUAAUUUUUUUUGUAUAUUUUUGGUGGUUUCGUUUUCUUUUUUUUUUUUCGU
Molecule: messenger RNA, 7627 nt
Organism: Apis mellifera (honey bee)
Lineage: Eukaryota; Metazoa; Arthropoda; Insecta; Hymenoptera; Apidae
Product: insulin-like peptide receptor
Exons: 8
Coding region: 2647-7008 (1453 amino acids)
Biological process (GO): glucose homeostasis; multicellular organism development; positive regulation of MAPK cascade
Cellular component (GO): insulin receptor complex; axon
Molecular function (GO): ATP binding; insulin receptor activity; insulin receptor substrate binding
Source: RefSeq, a predicted model, not a curated record